Messenger RNA from Penicillium antarcticum, 1941 nucleotides. It is a transcript of the gene pacC, whose product is annotated as putative C2H2 transcription factor PacC. The record is from RefSeq and is a predicted model, not a curated record. Gene Ontology annotation, cellular component: nucleus. Gene Ontology annotation, biological process: positive regulation of transcription by RNA polymerase II. The coding region runs from base 1 to 1941 and encodes 646 amino acids. The transcript has 3 exons. NCBI's taxonomy places the organism in Eukaryota, Fungi, Ascomycota, Eurotiomycetes, Eurotiales, Aspergillaceae.
AUGACAGAUACCAGUAUCGCAUCGACUACGACGCCGCAGGCUACUAUCCCUGCGCCUGUCGCUGAUCAGGCUCCUAUCCAGGCAACUGCCGCACAAGCAGCGUCCGUCACUGCGACUGCCGCCGCCGCCACCGCUGCCGUCAACAGCCCCGCCAUGAACGGAGGCGGCGAGCAACUACCCUGCCAAUGGGUUGGCUGCACUGAAAAGUCCCCAACAGCCGAGGCCCUCUACGAACACGUCUGCGAACGCCAUGUCGGACGCAAGAGCACUAACAACUUGAACUUGACUUGCCAAUGGGGUACUUGCAACACUACCACCGUCAAGCGUGACCACAUUACCUCUCACAUCCGAGUUCAUGUGCCUCUUAAGCCUCAUAAGUGUGACUUCUGUGGCAAGGCUUUCAAGCGCCCCCAGGAUUUAAAGAAACACGUCAAGACUCAUGCCGAUGACUCGGAAAUUCGCUCUCCUGAACCUGGCAUGAAGCACCCCGAUAUGAUGUUCCAGCAAAACCCUAAAGGCUAUGCCGCCGCUACUCACUAUUUUGAGAGCCCCAUCAGUGCCGUCAAUGGCGGAUACGCACACGGUGCGCCUCAGUACUAUCAACCUCACCCUCCUCCUCAGCCUGCAAACCCACAUUCCUAUGGCAAUGUGUACUAUGCGCUGAGCCAGGGACAGGAUGGAGGCCACGCCGCGUACGACCGCAAGCGUGGUUACGAUGCUCUGAACGAGUUUUUCGGUGACCUGAAGCGCCGCCAAUUUGACCCCAACUCCUAUGCUGCCGUCGGCCAGCGGCUACUUAGCCUCCAGGCUCUCCAGCUCCCUAUACUCAAUGGCCCCGUGCCAGAGUACCAGCACAUUCCGGCCUCCGUUGCGGUCGGAGGAGGCAGUGGUUACAGCCCCGGUGGUGGCCAGGCUCCUGGUUACCAUCUCCCUCCCAUGUCCAACGUUCGCACUAAGAACGACUUGAUCAACAUCGAUCAGUUCCUCGAGCAAAUGCAAAACACCAUCUACGAGAGUGACGAGAACGUGGCCGCCGCUGGCGUUGCCCAGCCCGGUGCUCACUACGUCCACGGUGGUAUGAACUACCGUACUACCAACUCACCUCCUACUCAGCUCCCGCCAAGCCAUGUCACCGCGCAACCAGCCCCCAUGAUGGCUGCUUCGGCCCAUUCUCCCUCUGUUGGCACCCCGGCUCUGACUCCGCCCUCCAGCGCACAGUCAUACACCUCGCAGCGCUCUCCCAUCUCAAUGCACCACGCUCACCGUGUCUCGCCUCCUCAUGAGAGCGGCGCUGGCAUGUACCCUCGUCUGCCCUCAGCCACUGUUGUCGAAAGCAUGGCAGCGGGAUACCCCACUGCCUCCAGCGCUGCCCCACCCUCUACUCUGAGUGGAGCAUAUGACCACGAUGAUCGCCGUCGCUACACUGGCGGUACUCUGCAACGCGCCCGGCCGGCCGAGCGAGCUGCGACUGAGGACCGCAUGGACGUUUCCCAAGACAGCAAGGACGAGGGCGAGCGCACUCCCACCAAGGGCGCCCACUUCUCCGAGAGCCUGAUUGAUCCCGCGCUACACUCCAGCACAUCCCCGGACCCUGACCAGGAAUCUGCCCAGCGCACCGCGCAGGCUGCUACUGAGGUCACUGAGCGUGAUGUCAACGUCGCCUGGGUUGAGAAGGUCCGUCUCCUGGAGAACCUGCGCCGCCUCGUCUCUGAGCUGUUGGAGGCUGGCAGCUUCACUUCCCAGUUUGGUACCCAGAGUGCCCCUGCCCCUGUCUCUCCUACUCCUGGCCUCGAUGCCAUGGAGGGUGUUGAGACUGGUAGCGCACCCGAGACCAAGGAAGAGCCUCCCAAGGCUGAAAGCGAGGCUGUCUUCUACCCUACAUUACGUGGUGUGGACGAAGACGAGGACGGGGAUUCCAAAAUGCCCGGCGAUGAAGCGUAA